Molecule: messenger RNA, 1092 nt
Organism: Aureobasidium pullulans EXF-150
Lineage: Eukaryota; Fungi; Ascomycota; Dothideomycetes; Dothideales; Saccotheciaceae
Product: putative alcohol dehydrogenase
Exons: 2
Coding region: 1-1092 (363 amino acids)
Molecular function (GO): oxidoreductase activity, acting on NAD(P)H
Source: RefSeq, a predicted model, not a curated record
AUGAUUGCACGCACGAUUGACAUUCCUCUGACCCAAAAGGCAAUCAUUGCCGGACCCGACAGAAACUUCACAGUCGUACACGAUGCGCCUGUCAUUGACCUCGCUCCCAAUGCAAUCCUAGUCAAAGUACACGCUGUCGCACUAAACCCCGUGGACACCAAACUGACCGGGGAUUUUGUUACGCCUGGAGCGAUUUUCGGGUUUGAUUGCGCCGGCACGGUCGUGGCCGUGGGCUCAGCCGUGCGCAAGCGCUGGGUGAUUGGAGAGCGAGUAUGCGGCAGCGCAUGCGGUAUGGAUCCAGAGCGACCUUCAGGCAGUGCUUUUGCCGAAUACACGGCACUGCCUGGCGAAUUGGCCCUUCGCAUUCCUGAUUACAUGUCGUUCGAGGAUGCCGCCACGCUUCCAACCGCUCUCAACACUACCGUCCUUGCAGUGUUCUGGUCCAUGAACAUUCCCAUGUCUUUGAUUGAUAAGCCUGCCGAGAAGUCUUUCCCCAUCCUUGUUUACGGAGGCAGUACUUCUGUGGGCACAAUGGUGAUCCAGAUGCUCAAGAGAGCCGGUCUCAGACCUAUCACGACAUGCUCGCCUAAGAACUUCGACUUUGUCAAAUCCUUCGGCGCCGAGGCCGUCUUUGACUACCGCUCGCCCUCAUGUGGGGCAGACAUCAAAAAGUACACCAAGAACGGCCUGGGAUAUGCUAUUGACUGCAUUACCGAAGAGUCGAGCAUGAAGAUCUGUUACGGGGCCAUCGGGCGCGCUGGUGGCCGUUAUAUUGGCAUGGACCCUUUCCCCGCGCACGUCGCAGCCACUCGCAAGAUUGUCAAGUCAGACUGGGUUGUUGCAUUCCGCAUCACGGGUAUGCCUUGCAACUGGCCUGCACCUUUCACCAGCGACGCAGAUCCAGAGUUGUCUGAAUCUGCAAUUCCGUUCUUCGACUCUGUGGAGAAGUUGCUUGCCGAUGGCCAGAUAAAGACUCAUCCCGCAAAGGUCAGCGACGGCGGGCUCGAAGCGGUCAUUGGCGGCGUUGAUCUUCUGCGUCGCAAGGAGAUCAGCGCAGAGAAACUGGUGUACACGACCAUCUCGGAAAAGUGA